Molecule: messenger RNA, 4097 nt
Organism: Loxodonta africana (African savanna elephant)
Lineage: Eukaryota; Metazoa; Chordata; Mammalia; Proboscidea; Elephantidae
Gene: WDR91
Product: WD repeat domain 91
Exons: 15
Coding region: 1562-3619 (685 amino acids)
Biological process (GO): negative regulation of phosphatidylinositol 3-kinase/protein kinase B signal transduction; early endosome to late endosome transport
Cellular component (GO): extrinsic component of endosome membrane; early endosome membrane; late endosome membrane
Molecular function (GO): protein binding; phosphatidylinositol 3-kinase inhibitor activity
Source: RefSeq, a predicted model, not a curated record
AGUGGGUCUGCAGCGCAAAGUGUUAGCUGGGCUCCAGUGUCUGUGGUGCUUUGUUUAAAAUCGUCUUCUUGUCUGAUUUACGGUCAGGGUUGCUUCUGCCGUUGGGGAAGACCUCAUUGCACAUUUUAAAGCUUACACUUCCCCUGCUGUAACGUGGUUUUCGGUUGAGAGGUUUGGGGAACUCGUGUAUGAUUCCUAUGCUCAUAUGUUGGCUGACUUCAGUUGAGGUUGGCAGGUGAAUUGAGAGGCAGUGAGCCAGCAGCGGGAACCCUGGUGGCUAGUGGUUAAGAGUUUGGCUGCUAACCAAAAGGUUGGCAGUUCAAAUCCACCAGGCUCACCUUGGAAACCGUAUGGGGCAGUUCUACUCUGUCCUGUAGGGUCUCUAUGAUGAAGGCAAUGGGUUUUUUGGUUUGGAGCUAGGAGCAAGAGCCAGCCCCCAGGGGGAGUUAGGAGACCUGGUUUCUUGCCAAAGUCAGUGGCCACUUGUUAAUUGUCCUUGGGUGAUGACCCCAUGGACAACUGAACUGAAACACUGCUUGGCCCGGGCACCAUCCCAGCAAUCUCAGCUGCGCUUGAGUCCAUCUUUGGGGGCCCUGUGUAGUGCCUUCCUGCCUAGGGUUCAUCUUCCAGCGCUGUAUUGGUCAAUAUUCUCUACGUAUCUGUAGGGUUUCAUUGGCUGAUUUUCAGAAGUAGAUCGCCAGGCUUUCCUCCUAGUCUGUCUUAGUCUAGAAGCCCUACUGAAACCUGCCCACCGUGGGUGACUCUGCUAGUAUUUGAAAUACCGGUGGCAAAGCUUCCAGCAUCACAGCAAUGCACAAGCCACCACAGUACGACAGAUUGACAGGCAAGUGCUGGAGUGGCUACUUCCCCUACCCCCUUGCUGUCUAGUUGAUCCUGACUCAUAGUCACGCUGCAGGACAGAGUGGAACUGCCCCAUAGGAUUUUCAAGGCUGACUGUCACAUCUUUCUCCUGUGGAGCAGCUGGUAGGUUUGAACCACUGACCUUUCGGUUAGCAGCCAAAUGCUUAACCACUGCAUCACCAGGUAUUGUUACCGGCUGCUUUGUGGCAAAAGCAAAUGCUUUCGCCUCUCCUUGAUCUGUAAAAUAGAGAGGUUGGAUUGGUAUUCAAAACGUUCCCAGACUGUGUACUCUGCUGCUAUUUCUUUGUUGCCUGAACUUCGGUGACUUGAAGGAAUCAGUGCACUUCAUGGCGAGCCUUGGAGUCUUGGAGUUGUGCAGCUAGGAGGAGGACCACGGAGAGUGUCACAAUCCAUCUCCCACCUCCCCACCCCCCCCCGCCCCCGCAAAUGCGAGGCAGCUGAGACCAGAGAGUUGCCAUGACAUUGUUCAGGUGGUCGAGUGAGUCAGACGCAAAUCCAAGAUCCAAGCCCAGAUCUCCUGGUUCCUGGGCCAGAGCCCUUACUUUUUACACCUGACAUUUCCAUGGGUGCUACAGACUCAGCUACAUAUCUGGCAUCAGAAAUAGCUCAAAAGCUAUUACAGUAACAUCUUUGCAGAAUUUUAUAGGUGGACAAGAUUGUGGACCAGCUGCAGCAGUUAAUGCAGGUGUAUGACCUGGCUGCCCUUCGGGAUUACUGGAGCUAUCUGGAGCGCCGGCUCUUCAGCCGCUUGGAGGAUAUAUACAGACCCACCAUCAACAAGCUGAAAACCAGCCUGUUCCGCUUUUACCUCGUCUACACCAUCCAGACCAACAGGAGUGACAAGGCCCAGGAGUUCUUUGCCAAGCAGGCUGCAGAGCUCCAGAACCAGGCCGAGUGGAAGGAUUGGUUUGCCCUGCCCUUCCUGCCAUCCCCAGACACCAACCCCACCUUCGCCACCUACUUCUCACGGCAGUGGGCCGACACCUUCAUUGUGUCCCUGCACAACUUCCUGAGCGUCCUGCUGCAAUGUAUGCCAGUUCCUGUGAUCCUGAGCUUCGAUGCGGAGUGUCAGAGGACCAACCAGGUCCAAGAGGAGAACGAAGUUCUGCGUCAGAAGCUUUUUGCAUUGCAAGCAGAAAUUCACCAUCUGAAGAAAGAGGAGCAGCCGCCGGAAGAGGACCAGGCCUUGGCCCAACAUAAAUUACCUCCUUAUGUCUCCAACAUGGACCGCCUGGGGGACUCGGAGCUAACCAUGAUGUGCAGCCAGAGGAGCGCCGCCCUCUCUCAGUCACCGCGCGUGGGCUUCCUGUCCUCACUGCUGCCGCAGAGCAAGAAGAGCCCCUCGAGGCUGUCACCAGCCCAGGCAUCCCCACAGGCCCAGAGUGCCGCCAAGAGAGAGGCCACCGGCAGCCAGGCUGCCAAGGGCAAGGACCCGGUGUCUGGGUCGAAGGACGGGAAGAGCCACUUUGGUGGGCUGGCUGCGGGGGAGUCCAGCUGGCCGCAGCACCGGCAGCGGCGCCUGCAGGACCACGGCAAGGAGCGCAAGGAGCUGUUCUCCACCACCGCGUCCCAGAGCGCAGAGAAGAAGCCCGACACUGGCAGCACGGAGACCGAGCCCGGCCCAGAGCCAGUGGAGAUGGCCACGCGGGGCCCCGAGGGUGGCCGCCCUGAGCAGCCCUUCAUUGUGCUGGGCCAGGAGGAGUACGGGGAGCAUCACUCGUCCAUCAUGCACUGCAGAGUGGACUGCUCGGGGAGGAGGGUGGCCAGCUUAGACGUGGAUGGAGUCAUCAAAGUGUGGUCCUUCAACCCCAUCAUGCAAACUAAGGCAUCCUCCAUCUCCAAGUCUCCGCUGCUGUCUUUGGAAUGGGCCACAAAGCGGGACAGACUGCUUCUGCUGGGCAGCGGUGUGGGUACAGUGCGCCUUUAUGACACGGAAGCCAAGAAGAAUCUCUGUGAGAUCAACAUCAACGAUGACAUGCCCAGAAUCCUGUCUCUCGCCUGCAGCCCCAACGGGGCCUCUUUCGUCUGCUCGGCUGCAGCUCCGAGCCUCACCUCCCAGGUGGACAUGUCAGCUUCAGACAUAGGGAGCAGGGGCGUGAACCAGGUCCCUGGCAAGCUGCUGCUGUGGGACACGAAGACCAUGAAGCAGCAGCUUCAGUUCUCCCUGGAUCCAGAGCCCAUUGCCAUCAACUGCACAGCCUUCAAUCAUAACGGGAACCUGCUGGUCACCGGCGCAGCCGACGGCGUCAUCCGGCUGUUUGACAUGCAGCAGCACCAGUGCGCCAUGAGCUGGAGGGCCCACUGCGGGGAGGUCUGCUCUGUGGAGUUCAGCUACGAUGAGAACACUGUGUACAGCGUCGGCGAGGACGGCAAGUUCAUCCAGUGGGACAUCCACAAGAGCGGCCUGAAGGUGUCUGAGUCCAGCCUCCCCUCUGAUGCCACGGGCCCCUUCGUGCUGUCCGGGUACAGCGGCUACAAGCAGGUGCAAGCCCCCAGGGGCCGGCUCUUCGCUUUUGACUCUGAAGGCCGUUACAUGCUGACGUGCUCUGCCACUGGGGGCGUCAUCUACAAGCUAGGUGGGGAGGAGAAGGUUCUGGAGAGCUGCCUGAGCCUGGGUGGCCACCGAGCCCCUGUGGUCACUGUGGACUGGAGCACGGCCAUGGACUGUGGGACCUGCCUCACAGCAUCCAUGGAUGGCAAGAUCAAGCUGACCACCCUGUUGGCCCAUAAACUUUGACGAGGCUGCCUAUGGGCAUCCGUGGAAGCAGUGUUACCUGGACCAGGGCACCCGUGGAAGCAGUGUUACCUGGGCUGGGGCACCCGUGGAAGCAGUGUUACCUGGGCUGGAGCACCUGUGGAAUUAUUGUUAACCUGGGCCGGGGCAUCCGUGGAAGCAGUGUUACCUGGGCCAGGGCAAGACAAGAUAGGGAGAAGCAGGCCACUCCACUCGAGGCUCCUGGCGGUGCGGGGCCUCUGCAGGGACAGGCUGCCCAGUGUGGGGCGGAAACAGGUAGCCUCAAGGAGCAGGUAGGCAGAGGCAUGUGCUCCCCAGAGACCAACUUCCUGGCUCUGCUGGCAGCGCACUCCAACUGAGGGACGCUCAGGAAGAAGGAAGAAACAUGGCCAUGUCUGCCCUGGGGGCCCAGGAGAGAUGACAGUUAUUUUGUAUGUAUUUGCUCAUUUUUCUCCUUUUUUAAAAAAAAGAUGACACCUUC